Messenger RNA from Polistes dominula (European paper wasp), 1065 nucleotides. RefSeq lists its product as uncharacterized. The record is from RefSeq and is a predicted model, not a curated record. NCBI's taxonomy places the organism in Eukaryota, Metazoa, Arthropoda, Insecta, Hymenoptera, Vespidae.
AGAAUUGAUAAACCUAUUAAUAAAAAUACGAAUAAGUUAUUAAAAAAAAAAGGUUUAUAAAAAAGAAAACAAAGUCAACAUGCCUCAUACAUCAAGAUAUUUAAGUUACCAUGGAAGUAUGAAUCGUGAUUAUCUAACAGAUGGGGAAGAAAGUCAACGUGCUCCUUCAGAUCAUACUAUGUCAGAGUACAUUGUGACCAAUGACCAUACUACAAUGGUGAAGCCAGUCAUACCGGCAAGAAAACAUCGUAAAGAAAAAUAUGAUCAAAGUGAGGAGAGCAGAUCACACAGUGCACACAAUAGUCGUGGAUCUGUACUUUCUGGUCCAUCUCGACAUCCAUUUAAUAAAAGUGCAUCACAUGGCAGUAUCUGUGAUAAUGGUUCAGAUAUUUAUGUUACAAGCGCUGCUUAUAGAACAACUUCAGAAAUAAGUCGAGGAUCUCAUCACAGUCUUGCUCCAAGUUCUAGAAUGGAUCAUCGAGCUCCUAGUCAUUAUAGUUAUGGUUCUGGGAGAUCUGGAAUAUCAACAGUUAAAACACAAACUUCAAGAAAAGAUGGUAUUAUAAUAGAAACAAUGUCGACACCUAAUCCUUUUUGUCCAAAUACAAAAGGAAUUUGUUGUCUCAUGUUAAUAUUGAAUCUUGGUUUAAUCCUUGUAACAUUGGGUUUCGUUAUAGUUAUACAAUUCUUUCAACCAUUGAUUGUAUGGAUUUUAGGUAUAGUUUUCCUUAUUUUUGGAUUCUUAACACUGAUGGGAAGUCUUAUAUAUUGUGUACAUGUAUUCAGAAAUGCUAAACAUCCACAAGAUAUAAAUCCAGAAGAUCUUUACUGGACACGUUACUGGCAAAAACAUGUUGGAUCUGCACCUGGUGUCUUUUAUAAGGCUGAAGAUAAAUAUCAAGAAGAUGGAUAUAGUGAUCGUUAUAGUAAAUAUUCAGGCAAAUAUUAUGAUCGACAUAAUCAAAGAUACUGACGAUUUUGAAAGCUAUCUAAUAACAAUUAUGCACAUACACACACACACAUGUUGAAAAGAAAACCAAAUAAUUAUAAAUAAUUUCAUAAAUA